This is a messenger RNA of Bombyx mori (domestic silkworm), 9690 nucleotides long. RefSeq lists its product as uncharacterized. Gene Ontology annotation, biological process: heterochromatin organization; negative regulation of gene expression. The record is from RefSeq and is a predicted model, not a curated record. Gene Ontology annotation, molecular function: protein binding; zinc ion binding; DNA binding. Gene Ontology annotation, cellular component: nucleus. Bases 299 to 7921 code for a protein of 2540 amino acids. The transcript has 36 exons. NCBI's taxonomy places the organism in Eukaryota, Metazoa, Arthropoda, Insecta, Lepidoptera, Bombycidae.
AUAACUACUCACUCGAACAGCGUGUGCCGUCAAUCAAAAUAAAGACUUGUUUUGCAUUUAAUAGAUGUUUUCGAUGAUUGAAUGUUCUUAUAAUCAUCCUAAGCGCCACUGAAAACUUAUGGUUGAAAUAAACACACAACUAUAAAUAACGAGUAGGCCCUUACAUGUUACUUCAAACCAGUAUUCGCAUAUAUACCAUUAUUCGCGAUCCGUAAACUAUGUUUCGCUUAUUUCCAACCAAUUGAAUGUUCAAUAUUGUUGUUGUGGGACCUAAAUUCUCUCAACAACUAACUGAAAGAUGGAGACGGGUGACGAAAACGUUGGGAACACUUCAACGAAAGAUGAUAAACCUGAUGUAAGCUCAAUUCCGGAGAAGGGAAAUGAGCCAAGUACUGCAGAUCAAGAAGACACCCAAGAAAAAAUAAAAUCACAAUCAAUUGACAAUAAACCGGUUAAUGAAAAUGAAAACCAUAUAAAUUCUAAAUGGCAAUGUGAAGCCACAACUGAUAUUGAUCUUCAAGAAGAAGAACUCUUGCUGAGAUGGGAUGAGAAUGAUGAGAUAUCUAGUGUAGAACUGAUGAAUAUUGAGGAUAUUGAUGAGGAAUAUAACUUAGAGUUUUCUGAAAUUAAGGAUGAUGAUAUCAACAAAUCAACAGACCAAGAAGUUAGUUUGAUAAAGUCAAAAGCUGGAGUUCACUCACCUCUUGUAGAAACUGGCACAGGAAGUACAGCUGAACAGAAAGUAUUUGAAUCAUACAGUAGUCGAGAAUCAGGUGAUGUCACUUCUAAUUUGUCCACUGGGAAUACUAAUCCCACAAAAGAGGAGAACGACUCUGAGAAUCUGAAAAAUGUUCAAGCUCUUAAAGAUCAAAGAAAUAGUAGUGUUAUUGAAUAUAAUGAAAUGGCAUCAGAUGUAGACAAUUCGAAUUCAGAAACUACAACUGAAUUGUUGGACUGUGUUACUGACAUAAGUGGAUCACAAAUUGUGAGGAAAAUUGAUGAAACCGUAGCAGCUGUAAGUGAACCAGUAGGCGAUAGUCGCGAUAACCCCGAUAAUAUUUCAGUCAACAAAUCAAAUCAACAACAUACAGAAAUCAUGUCCAAAAUUGUAACGAACAAUGAAAAUAUAAAAAUAUCCGCUAAUAGUCAAGCAGAUAGUCUGAUAAUUGGGAUUGAGAAAGAGAGUACUGAUGGACCUUGGACAUCAACAGAAGAAUCAGAUUUGGCAAAUAUUCCUGAAACUCAAGAAAAAACUACAAAGAUAGUCGUCAACCUAGGUGAAAGGCAAUCUGAUAAUUCUGAUAUGGAUAUAACAGGUAAUGUUAGUGAUUUGGCUAAUUCAACUAAAAUGGUACAAGUUGAAGAUGAUCUUGAUAAAGUCAGAACUACUGAAAACAUUUAUGAGCUAAAUAAAGUAUCAAUGGCAGAAGACAGGAGUCAAAUUGAAACCAAACUUGAAGUUAUAUCUCAAACUCAAACCACAGAGACGGCAAAUUCUCUAAGGAUGAUAACUAAUAAUGAAAAAGCAGAGGCUAUUCAAAAGACUGAUGUUAUUGGUGACAUUGAUAAUUUUAUCAUUGAUUCAGUUUCAAGUGAAAUAUCAAAUACAGCGAAUAUGGUCCUGAGUGAUGUAACAGACGAAAGUGAUAUCCUUGCAAAUAGUAAAAUUACCAUUGCUGAAGGAACUAAUGACGAAAUCAAUGUACCACAAAGUGAAUCAGUUUCAGAUAGUAGUGAAAUUAUAACCACAUAUGACGAGAUCUUAAGCUCAAGCUUAGGUAAAAGUCAAGUUAAAAAUAAUACUAACUACACUAAUAUUCCAUUUGAUGCUUCAAACGAUAAAUCUAGAGAGACCUCAGACAACAGUCAAAUCGAAAUUGUCGAAGAUAAUGAUCUACCUGCAACUGCGGAACAAAGUAAAUUGAAAGAAUCUAGAUAUAAAGCUUGUGGCAUUAAUCACGUAGACGAAGCUUUAUCAAACGAAUCUACUGAUAUUAAAGCUGUUAACAAUGUAGUUGGUAUAAGCUCUACAGGUACUGAUCAUGACAAAUCCAUUGAACAAAGUAGUAUUGUAAUAUACGCUGAAAAUAAAGAACUCACUUUAACGGAUGAAACUAAUAAAAUUACGGUCACUGGUUUUCCUAAUGAUAUUGAAAUGGAGUUAUGUGAAACUGAAGUUUCUAUGGGAAUGUCAGCACAGGAGAAUCUAGUUAAAAAUGAAAAUAUAAGCAAUAAAAGUGUUGUAAAUUCACUACAAAUUCCUGAAGAUAAUCAAAUGAAAAUUAUCGAAGCGAAUAUCGCCGAAGGUGUGGUUUCAGAUACAGCACAACACACACAUCAAGUAUUUCAAUCUGAAGCGAAAACUGAUGAAAAUACACUAAUUUCAAGUGAAAAUCCAAAGGGUGAUCAAUAUGAUAGUAACGUUGAGAGAGCUAACUUUACUGUGAGCAUUCCAAAUGAAGCACAGAGCCCUAAAAACAUGACUCAAGAUGAAAUCGAAAUUAUUGCAGAUUCAAAUAAUACUUCAAAUGAAAAUGUAUUAGAGCCAACUGGAGUUAGUAGUGCUAUGGGUGAAAAUUUUAGCCAAAAAGCUGACUUGGAUCUUGUGGUGUCUAGUGAGAUUUCGGAUAAAGAUGAUAAAAUAGUACCAAUCGUUAGUGAAGACCAAAGCGAAGUGAUUACAACUGCUGAAGUUGUCAAUGAGGAUUCCGAAGAGAAUGUCAACGCUUCUAAUGAUAAACUCACUAGUCUGGGUGCUCAUUUGACUUCCCUCGCAGAUGUAUCUACAACUCUGCCAAUCAGGGCAAAUUUGGAACAUGGUUUGAACCGUCCAAAUGCCAUGCUGGAGAUACCGACCCAAGAGUUGAUAGACAUCGAUGAUGCCGAAGACAGCAGUCAAGCGGCAUCUGAUGAUGGGAAUCUCAAUAAUACAAUAAAUAUCACUCAAGAAAUUAAUGAUAGACUUGAAUAUAGGGAUACAGAUAAUAAAGUUCCUUUAGCAGAAACACUUACUAUAGAUACGACUGAGAAUUCAGAUAAUCCUAUGUACACUAAGACUUCUGGUCUUACACGAAAUACAGAAAAAGCUGAAAAUCGGCCUGAUAAUGAUGUCUCUAAUGAAAAUGUCACUUCCGAUUUUAAAGCUGAUUUUAAAAAUAGCGAUAGUGAAAAUUCUAAAAAUACUGAUGAUCAUAUGGAUGUUGAUAUGCCUCUAGAAAUAAAUAAUGCUGAACCCAUAUUGACUAUAUCAAAGAACUUAAACCCUGUAGGAAAUGUGUCGGAAAUGAAUCCAAAUGUAGACACGAUAUCUACUCGUGAUUUAGAUAUAAAUAAAACAUCUUUGGGCGCUGUGAAAGAUGUUCUUAUAUCAGAAACAGUAGAGCCUAAACCGUCGACUUCAAGAGCAGCAAUGGAACCGGCGGGUAGUCCAGAACUGAAAGAAUUGGCUCCUUGUACACCAAUGAAGCAGGACGAACAAAGUGCUCUUGAACCUAAACCAUCAACUUCCAAGGUCAUGGUUGAAUCAGUGUUGUCAGAGGCGACGGACAGUCUGGGGUUAUUGGCAGAGUCAUCGAGGAUGGACGAAGAUGAAGAAGAGCCGGAUGAUGAAGACGACGGGGAGGAUGAGGACGAUUUUGAUAAUGAUGAGAGCAGUAAUCAAAUGACAGCGUAUAAUUCUGAAGACUCAAACCAUCAAAAUUCGGACCCCGACUGCGGAAGGGAACAGACCGAGAGCGGCGAUACGACUAAAGAUGAGAGUGAGAAGGACGGCGUUAUCGCGACGAACCUUAACACAGUAGAGUCUGAAGAGAUCGAAAUACAAGCUGACUCCGAUGAGAAUGUCAGCGAUGAAAAGUGCACGCAAGAGGCAGAGGGCAUCAGCCAAAAAAAUAUCGAGGAGACUGUCGCGGCGGUCCAGUCGAUCAAUGAAAACAAAGAAGUUAAUGACGGUUCAGGUUAUAUCGAGACAGUAAAGCUAUCGGAUACGUCGGACAAUGAGCUCGAUGGAGCUUCGAAGGAGAUCGAGAGCGGUGUGGACGAGGCUUCGGUCGCACGAGACAAAUCUUCGCCGAGUAAGCUGUCCAUGGGCAAGAAAAAGAAGCUGGGGAUAUCUAAAGCUAGACACGUAGUCAAUAUCGUUGAGGUCGAAGAGAGUUCGUCUGAAGAUGAUAUUCGGCCACCAGAAUCGAACGAGGAUCCGGAUCAGCGAUCGGACGUGGCACCGGACGAGGAGGGGGUCACUUCGGUGAACAUCCCCAAGGGCAUCGAGGUUAUGUGCUCCGGGGAAAGUACUUCGGAGCUGGUCGCGAAAGAGGGGGAGAUUGUUAUAAGCCGUGUUCCGAAACCGCCCCCACAUAAACCGGCUCGGUUGAACACCAGUGAAGUUACUAUAAAGACGACUUCUGGUUGUGCAGAGUCAUCUCUCGUCAUACCCGAAACUAAGUUACAGGAAGCGAAGGAAACAGACGCCGAUCUAGAAGUCUUCAAUUUGGACUCUGAUGAUGAAGACGGCUCUGCUAAAGAAUCGUCGAAGCUGGAGUCCGGUCGCUGCUUGAACCCCGCGUGCCCGGGGCGGGAGGCGGCGCAGCUCCGCGCGGACCGGGCCGCCGUGGCGCACUACUCCGCCAAGACCAGCAGGAACGCCUUCAUCUGUCGCCCCUGCUACGAGGUGGUGGCCGUCAGGACAGAGGGUCUCGUGAACGGUCUGAAGAAUUUCACUCCGCUGUUCGAAAUGAAAAUGGAGAAGCAGUCCUUGAACCUGGUGGAGAUAUCGGAUUCCGACUCCGAAGACGAAUCCAGCGCGCCGGAGCAAGCCAAGGAGGUUGUCGGCGACGAGGGAGCCAAGUUACUGGAAGAGCAUCUAGCGAAUUUGAUAAACGAAACUUGGAGUAAAUACAAGAUGGACGCCAGGAUGAACGAGGCUCGCAGCUUCGUGGACCUGGAGGUUCAGAAGUUGGAAAAACAAAGCAAGGAGAUCGACCAGAUGCUGAACGAGUGUCAGGUGGCCACGGACAAGCUGCGCGACUCGCUGUACAAGACCUUCGAGCCGACCAAGCACGACCUGCCCCCCAUUUGCAUCGUGGACAUCGUCGGCUGCUACUACGAGGGUACGGAGCAGUCCCUGGAUGAAGCGAAACAGCGUGCGAACAAACGCAAGCGCACGGAGCCGCUUUGCUCGCAGCCGAAGAAGGCGGCCAUAGCGCUGGGGUACGCCCCGCUUGACGGAGACCACGCGCAGCCGGACGUGACCCAGGAGAAGACCCCAAUAGAAACAGCACCCAACGAGUCGAAGGAAGAUGACAGGGAGGUGUCUGUCGUUCAGUUGUCGGCGGAGGUGGCGCCGCCGGACCUCCCCCCGCCCGGGGAGCUGGUGCGGCCGCCCCUCAAGCCGGGCAUGGUCGUGUGGGCCAUGAAGAACGUCUUCUCCCCCUGGGUGAAGGUCAGGAUACAGGACAUCGCGCCAAAGUCGACCACAAGCGCGUACACGACCUGCACUGUCAAGUUUGACACGAAAACGAAAAACCCGUUCAGGACCCUGAGUGCGAGGUGUCUCGCGCAUUCGGAGCCGCCAAACGCGAGACUCACUAUAGGUACGCGAAUAAUAGCUUUAUUCAAGAAUACCACUAAGAGCAAAAUGGAGAAUUACUACUCGGGUGUCGUUGCCGAAAUACCGAAUCCAGUUAAUAAUUACCGGUACCUAGUAUUCUUCGACGACGGAUACGCCCAGUACGUGGCCCAUCCCGAUACUAGGGUAGUAUGUGAGUGCUCGAACCUGGUCUGGGAGGAAGUGCACGCGUUCUCAAGGGAAUUCGUCAAGCAAUACCUCCUGAGCUAUCCCGAGAGGCCGAUGGUGAGGUUGCACGCCGGACAGAGCCUCAAGACUGAAUGGAACGGAAAAUGGUGGAUAUCGACAAUUCUAAAAGUGGACGCGUCCCUAGCUCACGUGUACUUCCAGAAGAUAAACAGGACCGAAUGGAUAUACCGCGGCUCCACGCGCCUGGCGCCGCUCUACCUGGAGCUGCAGGCGGCCGAGCGGCAGAGGACCAGGCCGCUGCCCCGGAGCAUGGCACAGAGCAAAGUGAACAUGCCGUACGUCGAGUACACGCGCUCAGAUGAACAAACAAACGAGAAGCAGAAAGAGACAACCGAUCAACCUGAUGAUAUACGCAAACAGCGGGCUGUGGCAAAGAAAUCGACCGCGCAGCCACAGAGCGCGCCUCCAGUCGAACAACAAGCCAAUUUGGACUCUGUCAUCAGCCGUGUAGUGUACUACACCCCGAAGAACGCAGUGAAACCUCUCAGGAUGACGUCACACACGUGCGGUCCGAAGUGCAAGAGAACCGACGUUCUGGCUCUGAAAGACCUCAGGACCUACAAUCCGCUGGCGAAGCCUCUGCUCAGCGGCUGGGAGAGACAAAUAGUCCGGUACAAAGGAGUCCGCGACGUGAUGUACCGGGCGCCGUGCGGGCGCCGCGUGCGCGACAUCCGCGAGCUGCACGCCUACCUCACCGCCACCGACAGUGACAUGCCCGUCGACCUGUUCGACUUCCAUCCGGCGACGCACUGCCUCGCCGAGUUCGUCAUCAACAAGUGUAUCGUCGGCAAGAAGGAUCUCUCCCACGGCAAGGAGAACGUGCCCGUGCCGUGUGUGAAUUAUUACGACGAGACGCUCCCGGAGUUCUGCUCGUACAACACCGAGCGGACGCCGACGGCGGGCGUGCCCCUCAACCUCGACCCGGACUUCCUCUGCGGCUGCGACUGCACCGACGACUGUCAGGACAAAGCGAAGUGCGCCUGCUGGCAGCUAACCCUGGAGGGCGCCCGGACCAUCGGGCUGGACGGCCACAACGUGGGCUACGACUACAAGCGGCUGCUGGAGCCGCUGCCCUCGGGCAUAUACGAGUGCAAUUCGAGAUGUAAAUGCAAACAGACGUGCCUGAACCGGGUGGCCCAGCAUCCCUUGCAAUUGAAGUUACAAGUGUUCAAAACCCAGAACCGCGGCUGGGGCAUCCGGGCGCUCAACGACGUGCCCAAGGGCUCCUUCCUGUGCGUGUACGCGGGGAACCUGCUCACCGACGCCACCGCUAACUUGGACGGACUCAACGAAGGCGACGAGUACCUGGCCGAGCUGGACUACAUCGAGGUGGUGGAGCAGAUGAAGGAGGGCUACGAGGAGGAUAUCUCGGAGGCUGACAAGAAGCUGGGCGCGGUACGUGCACGCCGGCCCUCCGUGGCUGCUGGUGGUGUGAAGCAGGAAUCCGGUGCGAAGGGGGCCAGCUCCGACGAGCACGAGGAGUCCUCGUCAGACGACUACGAUUUCGAAGCCGCCUCCAAGGACGAGUCCGAGGACUGCGACUUCCAGCCGGGGUGCCUGGGACUGCCCGUCACCAAGUUCAGUAAAAGAUUGAGACAGCGCGCCAAAAAGAAACAAGACGAGGAUAAAGAGAAGUCUUCGAAAGAGAAGGAGAAGGAGAAAGAGAGAGACAAGGACAAGGACAAGGACAAGACCAAAGAACCGGCUCCCGGGGAAGAUUGCAUCACCAUAAGCGACGACGACGAGGUCCGGGAGCCGUCCAGGUUCACGGCGCAGGCCGGGAUGGGUGCCAACGAGUUCGUGCCUAAACACAGGUCUGUCCGGCAGCUGUACGGCGCCGACGAGGCCUGCUACAUCAUGGACGCGAAGGUGCAGGGGAACAUCGGCCGGUACCUCAACCACUCGUGCUCCCCGAACGUGUUCGUUCAGAACGUGUUCGUGGACACGCACGACCCGCGGUUCCCGUGGGUGGCGUUCUUCGCGCUGUGCCACGUGCGCGCCGGGACCGAGCUCACCUGGAACUACAACUACGACGUGGGCUCGGUCCCCGGGAAGGUCCUCUACUGCCACUGCGGCGCGCCCAACUGCAGGGGGCGCCUGCUCUAAUCGAACCCUCCGCCGACUAUACGAACAUCAGUGAUGUGCUCAAUAAAUAACACUAAAAUUAGCGUCUUGGGGGGGCGUCCAUUAAUUACGUGGGUGUUCUAGGGGGGGAGGGGAUGAAGCUAAAUCUUUUCAAAUCUCACUUAGGGGGGAGGGGGGGUAAAACAAUCUCAAAAACGCCUCACGUAAUUAAUGGACACCCUCUUAACCCUUUGACUGCCAUGUAGGUAACCGGUGCCCUAGGCGGCGCACUGAAGUCAUUAUGUCAAUUUCUCUCUUCGAUCUUCUUACUAAGACGCCGGUUUUUUUUUAUUGCUUAGAUAGGUGGACGAACUCACAGCCCACCUGGUGUUAAGUGGUUACUGAAGCCCAUAGACAACGUAAAACGCAUUACUGCUUCACGGCAGAAAUAGGCCAAGCGGUGGUACCUACCCGUGCGGACUCACAAGAGGUCCUACUACCAGUAGUCUCUGGGAAAUUGAGUAGAUCUAGUAGACUGGGAAAGACGAAUCCGAACGAUACUGAGAAAGAAUCUAUUUCUUGAAAAAUAAAAGAGUAAUACAUUAACAAACAAAAGAAGGCGCAGUUAGGCAAUCCAGGCCAGGCCUUAGUAACAGAAAUCCACAUAAUUACUUCAGUGCACCGCGUAGGAUAUCGGUGACCUACAUAGCAGUAAAUCUGUUAAAACGAUGCUUUUAGAACACUUGUUUAUAAUUAUUAAAGACUUAUUUUACGAUUUAAUAUCGCGUUUUUUUGAAGUGAAAACUUCUUUAGAAUCUUUGUGAUUUCAAACCGGAUGCAACGGAAAAAACGACAGGUAAGAGACACAAAUACAAAAAUGUGUAGGAUGAAGCCAGCAAAGAAUGAGACAGAAAUAUACAUACUAUUUAAUACAGCGCCAUCUGUGAGAUUUUUUAAUACUAACGUGUGUAUGAAAGCUCUAGUAGUGAAUUUUAAUUUAGGAUUAUACGUGAAAUUAAAAUAUCAAUUCACAGAGGGCGCUACCUUACAAUUAUUUACUAAUGACAAAUUUUUACAUAUACUUAAGACGUUUAGGAUAAUUGUAUUUCAAUUUUGGAAGGUUUCACUUCUACCACGUGUGAAUUGCACACAUGUAAGUUUUUUUUACUAUCAUUAUUUCCAAUGCUUCGAAUUCUUUACAUUUUCCUUUAUAGCAAACGCCUAAAGUCGUUGAGUCGAUACGACGCAAGAUUAAACCGUAAAAUUGGUUUUUCAUGUAUAUACACGAUUCAGGAAAAUCGCAGAAAAUAGAAAGAGAGAGAGAGAGAAUGAGAAUACACUUUAUUGCACACCAAUACACAAUUUACAUUCAAAAACAAUCAACAAGCAGAUACAUUUGUACAAUAGGCGGUCUUAUCGCUAAAAGCGAUGUUUUCCAGACAACCCUUUAUGCUAAUCCUUAUCUACUACUACUAAUACUUAUCGUUUAUCUUUUUGUUUAUUUGUGAUGUUCUCCGUGUUCACAUGUACAAUUCAAACAAAGUCUCCAUGUCAUUCUGUAGAUGUUCACAGCCUGUAGCAUUUUCUGCUGUGGCCCAGUGGCUCUUUGGUUUAGUGGGAGUAUAAUUCGGCUCCAAUAACACGCCGGUACCAAUGUAUCUGUUAAUAUUACGAUAAGUCAUAAAAUUGUAAAUCUCAUUCGUAUUUAAGUAGUUUAAAGUUGUAGUUAAGUUUUUAUGAUACUAUUAGGUAUAGUUUAGUGUAUUAUUGUAUUUGUGAUUAUAUGAUUAAAGUUUGUAAAUUUUACUGCC